Magallana angulata is the source of this 4466-nucleotide messenger RNA. Its product is annotated as nephrocystin-4-like. The record is from RefSeq and is a predicted model, not a curated record. Gene Ontology annotation, biological process: protein localization to ciliary transition zone; negative regulation of canonical Wnt signaling pathway. NCBI's taxonomy places the organism in Eukaryota, Metazoa, Mollusca, Bivalvia, Ostreida, Ostreidae. Bases 141 to 4466 code for a protein of 1441 amino acids. The transcript has 2 exons. Gene Ontology annotation, cellular component: non-motile cilium; ciliary base; ciliary basal body.
GUUGUACGGGAUCGGACUUGUUUACAUCAUGGCGGCCAUAGAGAUUAAAACAGGCAUCAGUUAACAAAAAAAGAUCAUUUUCAUCUAAGUGCAGUGAUAUUAGAUAUUUUUCGUUUUGGAACUUAGGAGAGAGAUUCAAGAUGGCAGCAUUUAGCUCUGGGCAAAAAUGGAUUGACUUUUUCAACCAAACCAUACAGCUCCCACCAGCAUUUGAAAGGGAGCAUUCAGCUCCAGAUGUUUCAACGCCAAUACGAAUUUCUCUCAACACCAUAGAAGGACUGACAGGGAAAGCUGAUGCAGAGAAGCAGCCUGAAUAUCAAGUUUUUGUCAGUCUAUAUGACAUAUCCUAUAGGAAGUUCUUUGGAAAGCAGUGGAUGGGUCCCCUUUUGGCAGCGCAUGGAGGCGGAGCAAAAAGACCAAAGCUGAAGUAUAACCAAAAUCUUUACUUUCACACGCCAAUCUAUAAUGCGAAUAUUGUUGCAGUUGUUGAAGUGGUGGCUGUAACGCAGGCAGGGAUUCUCAAACCAAAACGAGUCUCCUGUGGUUGGGGCAUUAUCAAGGUUUUCAAUGAAGAAAAGAAGAGUCAAGAAGCGGCUGCUCAAGGGAAUACUUUACCAGCUCAAAAAGUCCAGCUCAAUUAUGGAACUCCAAGGGCUUUAUUCUUUAUGGAUGAUCCAGUCGAUGAAAAUGAAUAUUUGAAGCCAAUACCAGACUGUUCUCUGUCAUUUACUGUCACAAAACACAAAGCUAUGUUUUCAGUAAUGUCCCUUAUACCAGAGAACACACUUAUUGGAGCUCAUGAUGUCAUCCCAGGCCUUGUAGGGAGUAACAACCAAAAUGCUGACGCACUGAAAAAGCCCAAGGCCCUGAAUCGUGUACCUAUUCAAAUAAAUAAUCUUCGAAUUCAGCUGCCACCUAACAUUGAAAAGUUUGAAGAAGAGCUUUGUGAAGCUCUGCACAGAGAUAGAGAGAGAAUGGAAAACAAGAAGCUUUCUGGGAAUUCUAUAUCCGUUCAAGAGAGAAGACUCAUUGUUGGUGUACAUAACGGUUUGAAUUUUGUAGAGAAGCCAGAAACUAUGUAUUUGGAUGUCUAUGAUGAAGCAACUAGAACUCUGAAACCACAAAAUAGUCCAAAUCUUCGAAGAAGCAAAAGGUUUCACUCCUCCCAGAGAUCUCUAACCAGUACUGAUAGUACCUCAACAUGUCUGGUCGUCAAAAACAAGAUAGAACUGAAUGAGGUGAUAGAUGAUCCAAUGUGUGCUGUUCUUUUUACUUUGGAGUAUGUUGUUGGCCACAAAGUAUCAGAAGAAGAGAAAAAAUUGUCCCAAAGCAUCACGAAAGGGCAUGUUCAAACAGUGUCGGUUAGAUGGGGAGUAUGGAAUCCCAUUACACAGUCAAAUAAUCCCACAAUCCAGGUAGCUUUCCAUGGAGGACCAAUCAAGUUUCCAGAUGAGGACUUCCUCUUCAAGAGGCCAGAUACAAAAAUGCAGAACUCAGAAGCAAGUAAAUUUGCUGGUGGAACGCUAACAUUGCAGUGGACCAUAGGAGAUGGCACAGGUGUGGAACCUCUCCCUAUUUCUCACUUAAUACAACCAGGGUCCAUGUCUUCUAUGCGCAGUGAUGGGGAUGACAAUAUGCUAAUGGAUAGUCCAACAGGGAAAAAACCUCCGUCAGGAAGGCGUGGCCCUGUUCAUCAAACUCCUCAACAGUCAUUGAUGCAGCCUGAAAUGGCAGCAUCUGUCUACUCUGGUUUAAUUCCACAGCAAAUGCAACCUCCAAUGCCUAUGAUGCCCCCAGGUUACCCAUACAUGCCAAUGCAGCAGUCCAUGUAUGGAUUUGGUGCAGCUUAUCAGAGGUCACCGAGAAGUACAGUAAAGGUUAGCACAGAGAUGCAGGAAAUACCGUUCCAACCACUACAUGCUCCUGUAAUGGCUCUCCCCCCUCAACCAAACAGACAACAAGGGUUGUCCAGAGCAGCAUACGCCAAACUCUACUCAACAGAUUUCCCAGCCAUUGUUGAUGCAAAUGGGGAACCCCCAGAAGUCAUUGAUGUGCGGAAACCUUGGGAAGUUGAUUUGAAUAGGGAAAUUCAAGAUCCUUUUCAAUGCAAUGAAAUUGUUUUCCAGUUUCUUGCUUUUGAUCGCUCAUCUACAGGAGAGACAUCAGUUACUGACUAUGGCAACACCAUGUUCUUUACCUUCCAAUUUUACAGAUUACCUCAAGUUACAACAGAAAGGGUGAUGCUGUGUAAACCAAAAAAUGAACUUGUGUCAGAUAAUUCGUCCAUGCCUUUUAUCAUUCAUAGAUUGGAAAAAGAUCACCCAGGACCUGCAGGUCUACAGAUUAAAUAUAUGAUGGAUCCCACGUACAUGAAAGCAGGAGAGAUGCAGAUGUUCCUUCAACACCUUUCUCAGCAGAUCUUGUAUAUUGACAUAUGGGAUGGAGAAUCAUUAUUUUUGAUUGGACAGUGUGCAGUUGAUCUGAAAUUUUUGUGUCGAAAUGGUCAUGAGGCUGUUCAGUCAACAUUUGAGCUUGAUGUCAUGAAAACAGAAUAUGAGGAAGCAUCUACAAAGGUGAUGGGUACUGAUCCCCUGACACAACAUCCUGGAUAUAAAACUUGGCUGAACGGAAAACUUCACUUCAGGAUGGCGAAUAUUGGAUAUAUGGUGGACCACAGGACAAAAAUUGAAACACCCCUAUUUAUUCCAAACAAAAGUCAUUUGAUCGUUUCUCAGACUGCUGGAAACAUUUCCUAUCCAGGCGGAAGUUUACAGAGAGAAUCUACAUCCACAAAGUCAGGCUUAGCAUCCAAAAAGAAAGUGGUUCGUGCUCAUCAUAUUGCCGAGAAAAACCGGGAAAUUGCUCAACUGUUGUCAACUCACAACGAUCAGAUGAUACCAGAAAAAGAUGAGACACCACAAGAGCCAGAUUCAGAGAAAAGGAGAAAAUUAGCACGCAUGGAAGCUCUUAGGCAGAAACAGGGAACGGACAACAAAUUCAAUACAGUUAUGGCGUUUAAAACAGAAAAACAAGAGCGGAUGAAGGAUUACAAAACUAUGGAAAUCUAUAGGCUUCAGACUAAAAAAGAUGGCAUUAUAAACAUGCUCAGCCAAUCUAUAUCUACUGAACAUACUAUUAAUCCAUCAUUUGGAACAUCCGAAUUCUUUGAAUUUGUUCUUAAAAACCCAUUGAACGUUCAACAAACUAUUACAAUUGAGCAUGAAGAUACAGAUUUAAGGGUAAUCACAGAUGCUAGAGAGUGGCGCUACUUCAAGCAGCUUAAUGGUGUGCAUACCCAAGUAGAAGAAGACAUGUUUAUCAAAGAAAGCACCUCUGAGCACCCCCAAAUCUUUCUCCGCCCAAAAGAAACCGUCCAAAUUCCCUUCAAGUACCUUACUUUUAUCACUAAUAAUGCUGUAAACACUACUCCACCUGAUCCUGAAAAGGCUCUGAAAGACGACACAGGGAAGAGAGCAGUGCAGGCAAUGCAGACUAAAUAUGUCAGAGUACUCUUUAAGGGAGACGAUGGAAAGGCCUUGUCUAUUCUCCAGCUCAAAAUUGAACCCCAGCCUCAUGUUGUGAACCAGACCUUGAGAUUUUACCAUCCAGAGCAGACGUUCUUCAAAAAAUCUAUUCGUCUGCCUGGAUCUCAAGGUCUUUCUGGUCCCCCUGGUGGACCAGGAACAGUCCAGUUCUUUGUGAGAUGCAGCGACAGUAAUGUGAUUGCUGAGUGUAAGCCUGUACAGACGGGAGAACCUGUGGAUGUCUUCAUCAAAGCUGCACUAGCUGCCUCUCCCCAGAUCAAGCAUUUUUAUGCUUGCAUUUAUUCUGACCCCUUUCUUAGUCAUCCUGUACAAAUAUGGCAACUCUAUAUUCAUGCCUUGCAGAAAGUUGAUGUAUCAUGUGUGGAGGGUCAAACCAGUCGGUUUAAUUUGCUUCUAAGAGGUACACAAGCAGCACGCCUUGUUCGCAGUUUCUCUUCCAAUCCAAGAGAAAUGCAGCUAUAUCCCUCAGAGCAGUUCCUGUUAGCAGCUGGAGCAGUCCAUGAGCUGAGUGUUGCUGUCCGUCCAAUGAAAGAAGGAACAAAGCAAUUCCAUCUAAACGUUGUGGACGUAGAGUGUCAUCAACUGGUUCGUACAUGGCUGAUCUCUGUUAGCUGCCAACCUCCAACCAUAUCUCGGGCGUUUGAGCUACAACUUCCAGUUGGUGGAGGUAAAGGAAGCAACAAAAAGAUCACAUACACCAAUCCUUAUCCUCACAGGCGAGAGUACCACGUCCUGUCAAGUAGAGAAGAUCUGAUCCAGUUUAGAGAGAACCAUUUUACUGUUGAGGGAGGAGAAACUUAUACCAUCGGAUUGAAAUUCAUUCCAAUGAUGAAACAUGGUGUUGCAGAAAUCCUUGUAUUUAUUAAUGAUGAAGAUGAUAAAAAUGAGGAGACAUUUAAAAUUACCGCCACAUACACAUAA